CUGCAGCUCCCUCACUUGCCUUCUGCUUCUCUCUCUUGCCUAUCCCAGACCCUAGUGCCUGGAUCAGGACCUCCUCAGUCCUCAGCCCAUUAGCAGAAUGAUGGCUAUGGGUCUCCUGUGGGUAGGGCUAGCCUUGCUCCAGGCCCUAGAGACCCAGGCCCAGGCCCAGGACUCCCAACAGGAGAUCCCAGUUCAGCCGGCCUUUGUAGAAGACAAGUUUGUAGGAACAUGGUACAGCGUGGGGUUGGCCUCUACCUUCCCCUGGUUCCUGAAAAAGAAGGCAGAGCUGAUGAUGUGUAAGACCGUCCUGACUCCAGAAAUCGAUGGAACAGUCAACUUUACCGCCACCUUCGUCAGCAAUAACCAGUGUGAGACUCGAACUUCACUCCUGAGGAAGACCCAGCAGCCGGGACAUUAUGUCUACAAAAGCCUCAAGUGGGGGAGUGAACAUAACAUCUUUGUGGUGGAAACCAACUAUGAAGAAUACUGCCUGCUGUAUACCACUAAAACCAAAGGCAACAGUAACUUCAACAUGGCAACUCUCUACAGCAGAACCAAGGAUGUGAGACCUGAGCUGAAGGAGAGGUUCAUCAGGUUUGCCAAGUCCCAUGGCUUCACAGAAGACACCAUUGUCAUCCUGCCCAAAACUGAUCAGUGUAUCGAUGAAAACUAAGUCCUGCACAUGCCUUGAUGACCCCCUUGGACCUCAGACUCUUCUCUGGAAAGUCUCAGCUCCAUGGCCCCCUGGCAGGCAGUAUCCUUCUGCCUGUGCCACCCCCAGCUUUGUGCUUCUGUACUGGCCCCACCAAAUAAAUAAGUGGAGUACUUGGUCCUG
Molecule: messenger RNA, 835 nt
Organism: Vombatus ursinus (common wombat)
Lineage: Eukaryota; Metazoa; Chordata; Mammalia; Diprotodontia; Vombatidae
Gene: PTGDS
Product: prostaglandin D2 synthase
Exons: 7
Coding region: 98-673 (191 amino acids)
Molecular function (GO): small molecule binding
Source: RefSeq, a predicted model, not a curated record